This is a messenger RNA of Seriola dumerili (greater amberjack), 501 nucleotides long. RefSeq names its product family with sequence similarity 159 member A (gene shisal2a). The transcript has 3 exons. Lineage: Eukaryota; Metazoa; Chordata; Actinopteri; Carangiformes; Carangidae. The record is from RefSeq and is a predicted model, not a curated record.
AUGAGCGCUGAAUGCAGCAGCUACUACAGCACUGACGGCGUGUUCGUGGACGUUUUCUCCUGCCCCAAGCCGGGAAAUGCCGCUGCCGCCGUUUACUGUUGCGGAUUUAAUGAUAUGAAAUACUGCUGUGAUGAUCCCAACAGUUUCUUCCCGUAUGAGUACGGAUACAUGUGGUGGCUGAGUAUCGGUGCUCUGGUUGGACUGUCCAUUGCAGCUGUGGUCCUUCUUGCCUUUCUCAUCACCGUAUGUGUCCUCUGCUACCUCUUUAUCGCCACCAAACCCAGUCGUCUUGACAACGGCCUGCCCCUCAGAGUGCCAGGUUGGUAAGGAGAUCCCAGCGAGGGAUCUAGCAAUGCGAGGGCGUCUGGUCCGCGGGGAUUCAGCAAACACUUCAAGAGCAGGAAGCUGGACUGUGAUAACCAGGCCCCAGACCCUGAGCGCCUGUUCCAGAGGUGUUUCACAGCUACAGUCACCAGCGUGAAAGUGGAGAGUCCCUCGUAG